Boleophthalmus pectinirostris (great blue-spotted mudskipper) is the source of this 2739-nucleotide messenger RNA. Its product is annotated as SLIT and NTRK-like protein 3. Lineage: Eukaryota; Metazoa; Chordata; Actinopteri; Gobiiformes; Gobiidae. The record is from RefSeq and is a predicted model, not a curated record. Gene Ontology annotation, molecular function: protein binding. Gene Ontology annotation, cellular component: postsynaptic density membrane; GABA-ergic synapse. The coding region runs from base 1 to 2739 and encodes 912 amino acids. Gene Ontology annotation, biological process: regulation of presynapse assembly; axonogenesis; positive regulation of synapse assembly. The transcript has 7 exons.
AUGCAGUGGGUGGCCCUGGCCGUCACCCUGGGGUGCGUGUGCCUGUCGCACUCGUCACACGGCCCCACCCCCACCCCCACCUCCACACACACCCCGCUGGUGGACAACUCGGACGAGGAGGUGGACGAGCCCUGCUUCGAGCCGUGCGCCUGCGAGGUCAAAGAGGGCGUGCUCCAGGUGCACUGCGAUGGGCGGGGCUUCACCAACGCCAGCCAGGUUUCUCACUCGUGGGUUCGCCCCUUCAACCUCAACCUGCAGAGGAACACCCUGAGGCGCCUGUAUGCCAACACCUUCCACCACCUUAGCAACGCCGUGCUGCUGAAUCUGGGAAACACGGCGCUCCAGGACAUCCGGGUGGGGGCCUUCAACGGUCUGGCCAAACUGAGGAGGCUCUACCUGCACGAGAACAAGCUGGAGGUGUUCAGGAACGACACCUUCUUAGGCCUGGAGGCGCUCGAGUAUCUGCAGGCUGACUACAACGUGAUCAAACGAAUAGACAGCGGAGCCCUGAGGUUCCUCCACAAGCUGCGAGUUCUUAUUCUCAAUGACAACCUGAUCCCCGCUUUGCCCGCGCACCUCUUCAGAUCCGUCUCUCUGACUCACCUGGACCUGAGGGGGAACCGUCUGAAGAGCCUUGCGUUCGCGGGGACCCUCGAGUACGUGGGCCGCUCUCUGAUGGAGCUGCAGCUGGAGGAGAACCCCUGGAGCUGCGGCUGCGAGGCUCUGCAGCUCCAACAGUGGCUGGCCCAGAUCCCCUACACGGCCGUGGUGGGGGACGUGACCUGCGAGUACCCCUUCCACCUCCACGGAAAAGACCUCCGCGAAAUCCCCCGCAAGGAGCUGUGCGCCGCGCUGCCCGACAAAGAGCUCCAGACCGAGGGGGGAGCGCAGCCUCAGCACCCGCCGUCCAACGCCAAACCACGGGUUCGACCGACCAAGCCCUCCUCGAUGGUCCACGGGUCAAGACAGAACACUCACACGUCAACCUCAUCGUCGUCUUCAUCGGCCGAGCGCAAGGAGAGGCAACCCAGGCCCACCAAGCGUCCCCGGGCAUCCAGAACCCCGCCCACCGCCCGGAGCCCGCAGAACCCACCGGUCGCGGGCUACCAAACGCGCCCGCCCAUCCCCAUCAUCUGCCCCAUCGGCUGCACCUGUAACCUCCACAUCAUAGACUUGGGUUUGACCGUGAACUGUAAAGAGUGCGGGUUCCUCAACGUCUCCCAGCUCACUCCCAGGCCUCUGAACGGGAGGAAGUUGUACCUGAGCGGGAAUCUCAUCCAGCGGAUCUACCGGACGGACUUCUGGAACUUUUCGAGCCUGGACCUGCUGCACCUGGGAAAUAACCGGAUCUCGCAUCUCCAAGAGGGGGCGUUCUCCAGCCUGAGCAGCCUGAGGAGCCUCUAUCUCAACGGGAACAACCUGGAGAGACUCAGCCCUGACAUGUUCCUGGGGCUCUACAAUCUGAGGUACCUGUACUUUGAGUACAACGAGAUCCACGACAUCGACCGCGGCACCUUCAACACCAUGCCCUCGCUGCAGCUGCUCUUCCUCAACGCUAACCUCCUGCGCAGUCUGCCUCUGGGCGUCUUCUCCGGGGUCAACCUGGCCCGACUCAACCUGAGGAACAACCACCUCCUGCAGCUCCCCAUGGAGGGCGUCCUGGAGCACCUGACGGCCCUCGUGCAGGUGGACCUCCAGCAGAACCCCUGGGAGUGCGACUGCGGGGCCACCUCCCUGAAGCGAUGGCUGGAGGGACUGAGCGCCGUGGUGGUGGUGGGCGAGGUGGUCUGCCAUUCCCCGGAGAAGACCAAGGGCGUGGACCUCCGCUCGGUCUCCAUGGAGCUCCUCUGCCCCGAGAUGGAGGAACUGGAGGAGCAGGAAGACCAGACCCAGCAGGAGGAGGGAGAACCGCCCACAUCCACCACCCCGGAAAGAGGAAUCUCCGUGGAUUACUCGAGCGAAGUCCCUGGUCCGGUCAGCCCUUCGACGAAAGACUCCAUCCCGCUAUCCGUGCUCGUGCUAAGUCUUCUGGUUCUUUUCGUUUCGGCGUUCUUCGCGGCGGCCGCUCUCAUGGCCUACGCGCUGAGACGUAGAGACAAGCUUCCUUUCCGUCGUCAAGGUGAAGUCGAUCUCGCCGGUAUACAAAUGGAAUGCGGGAUUUUCACCGAACAGUCCCAUCAUCACCACCACCACCACGGAAUACCGGAAACUCCCCCGCUACCCGCCGCCGAACACAGCCACGUUUAUGACACCAUCUUACCCCCGGAAGCUUCCGCGCACAUCUACAAGGAGGACCAGGACCCCGCGGUGAAGCAGAGAGCGCUGCCGCAAGAGGGCGCCGGCGAGUCCGAGGGAGCGUACCGUUCCGCUUCCGAAAAAGACAAGGAAUGGUCGGUGGAGGCCGCGUCAGCCCCGAUCAGCACCGUGACCGGCGCGGUGGGACCCCUCGCCGGUCUCCACGGAAACGGCAUCCUCUGUCCGACCGUGAUCGACAGCCAAGGCCCCACCCCGAAAGUGGAGCUGGUUGACUGCUUGUUCAGAAUCCCCAACCCGGGCGGCUACGCGAGGCCACCCCCGCGAUACCCGCACCACCCGGACUCAACCGCGCAGGACGCCAGGGGCGAGCCAGCGCUGGUGGUGACGACUAGCAGCUCCACAGGGGGCAGUAGCGAGCACGUGGCGAGGCUGCGGACCAAGCCGGAUUAUAUGGAAGUACUGGAUCGCUCCUACCAGUUUUAA